CCAGUCCUUCCUUUCCGCUUGGUCAAACUUAAGGAGCUGAGAAAACACCCAAAGCAGCAAACCACGUCAUUCAGCAUUCCUUUGUCCGAGUGAUGGGCCGUGUCUUUCUGCCGGAAUGGGUGAGCUAUCUUGUUCACCCGCCGAUGAUGCUCUCAGCGCAAAACAGAUGGUUGUCCGGCUGGGGUGCGUGCUUUUCAAUGUGCUCAGUGGGCUGGUCAACGGGUACGACAUUUGUAUAACUACAGGCAUCUUGGACUUCAUGGACAGAGACCUUGCCCUUUGCCACAACGAUGCUGAAAUAUCGACAUGCUUUCUCAAGGAGGCCGUCCUAUCGAUCGUUGGAAUUGGUGCAUUGAUGUCCAGAUUGUGCUGCACAGGCCUUGCUGACAGAUUCGGUCGACGUGCUGCGAUCUUUUCUGCGGAUGUGCUCAUAGUGGUGUCUGUUGCUCUGCAGUCCAGCACACGGUCAACUCCUGGUUUUUUCGCAGCCCGGUUCCUCGUUGGAAUGGGCAUGGGGUUGGCUUUUGUAGUAACCCCAACAUACCUUUGUGAAAUUGCUCCGCGGAGAAAUAGAGGCCUCUUCAUAUGCUUGAACGAAGUUGCGGUCUGCGUCGGAUGCUUGCUUGGUUUGCACAUACCCGCCCGCGACAACACUGAUGCGGCAUGGCAGUGGCAAAGUGUCGUUGCAAUUGCAGCAGUGCCUGCUGGUCUUCAACUGAUUUUUGUGCUAGCCUUGCCAGAGAGCCCACGAUGGUAUGCAUUGCAGGGAGACGUUGAUGCUCUGGACAAAUCAAUCCAAUCCCUGGGAUUGCAUUCAGAGACUCUUGAAUUGAGGAGCCUUGCGUGCAAAGGCGAACAUAUUGAUUAUUGUGCCGGGGAAUCGCAUUGCAGACGUCAGAUGCAUGCUUGGGCACAGUUUCGGAAGCCCUUUUUGAUCUCGUUGGGGCUGGCAAGCUUCACUGCAUCAGUGGGAAGCUUAGCAGUGCAAGCAUACGCCUACGACUUGUUGAAGGUUUGCAGUGUGGAAGAUCCUGCAAGCAUUUUACCUUCAGUAGGAUGGAUGAAACUUGCGGGUGCUUUGCUUGCUAUGUCGGCAUCUGAUUCUGAGAGGGUGGGUAGAAGAAGGCUUGUAAUGGGCGGCAGCAUGCUGUGCACGCUUUGUGAUUCCAUUCUUGCCAUUCAUCUUGCAUUCCCAAGCCGAGUUCCAGAGCAGCUCCCUGCCGCAUGUGUCAUUCUCAGAAUAUUCGCCUGGACUGCAGGCUAUGGUGGUGUUCAAUUCUUGGUCAUUUCAGAGUUGCUUCCCAGCGCCGUCCGGUCAAAAUUUUUGGGGCAGUGCCAAGCUGUAGCCAGCAUAAUUGACAUUGUUAUUUUUCAAGUCUUUGAGAGUUUGCUUUUUGCAAAUGCAGUGGCUACGUUUGCGAUGUUUGGCGCCAUCAACUUGAGUUCGUUCUUCUUUGCAGCAGCUUUCUUGCCAGACCUGCGCGGUCUAGCCUUGGAGGCCAGUGAAAAUGGCCAGCUGGGCCCCCAUGGCCCCCGCGCAUACAAGUCUUUCGAGCGAAGUGAGCUCGAACCAACCAUCGUUGGCGCUGGGCAAGUAGACUGAAGUGCAUUGAAGUGAAUUGUCGGGCAUGAUGCUCACAAAGCGCGUGCAGAUUUCGUGCUUGGAAAAUCUACGGCGGUCCAGGUGAUUCGGGCCAGUCUUGAGGAGAGCUCAACGCGUUUUUUGAAGUUGGACCAGUCGAAGUGAGCAAAGAUCUCCAUGGUUUGGCAGCUUCAAAACUGGUUUCCACCUGCAUCAGAUCUGCACGAGAUUUCACUUCUUGUUUUUGGGCUGCUGCUGGCCAUGGCGAGGCUGGCCCGCUCUCUAGGCGUCAAAGUCCGUAGCUCAAAGCCAGUUGCAGCCAGGAGUCGCUACUGUAGUUGACCGGCUUGGGUGCAUUGUGCCCAAGACACGCCAAGGGCUUCCUCCAUUGUCAGUGUCUC
Messenger RNA from Durusdinium trenchii, 1983 nucleotides. Lineage: Eukaryota; Dinophyceae; Suessiales; Symbiodiniaceae. The record is from the annotation of a GenBank genome assembly.